Messenger RNA from Mesorhabditis belari, 1983 nucleotides. Lineage: Eukaryota; Metazoa; Nematoda; Chromadorea; Rhabditida; Rhabditidae. The record is from the annotation of a GenBank genome assembly.
AUGGUCAACAGAUUACCCAAGAUCCCAUAUAAACUUUUAUCGCAGCAUGAUGAUUUAAAAAAUGAAGCCCCAAAGAAAGCGAUGGAGUUUGUGUCCAACACCAGGAAUGAUUUCCGUGAAGACAUCGCCCUACUUCGUGCAAUCGCCAUAUUGGCCGUUCUCGGCUAUCAUUUUUCGCCCACUGUUUUCCCAAUGGGUUUCGUUGGAGUCGAUAUUUUCUUUGUUAUCUCUGGAUACUUGAUUAUGAGUAUUCUGGAGAAAUCAAAGGACCGUCCACACCGAGUCUUCCUCUCAUUCUAUUAUCGACGCUUAAAGCGAAUUGUGCCACUCUAUCAUUUUGUGUUGUUCUUUAUUGGACUUGCCCUGGUUUUCUGCUAUACUCCAAUCUGGGCCAAACGCUACUUUUCUUCCUACUUUCAAGCCAUCUUCUUCUACUUAAAUUUUGAUCUUCUAUGGGCGGAUGGGAAUUAUUUUGCAGAAGCCACAGAAAAGUUACCUUUCCUGCACCUUUGGUCUCUUGGAGUCGAGAUGCAGUUUUACUUGAUUGCCCCGAUAAUAUUUUAUAUCUCAAAGUUUGAUGCAAAGAUUCGCCUUGGCCAAUUUAUUUUGCUAUCCUUUGCUUUUUACUCUUUAUAUUUCCAAUACAAUUCCAAUAAAUCAACCGCGUUCUAUCAUCCACUUGCAAGAAUUUGGCAGUUUCUUUCUGGCAUGCUGGCUUCUCAGCACACAGAGGAAGCGAAAAUGUAUUUGGAAUCAACUAGAUCAAACACUUUCUCAAUGGUUUUUAUGGUUUUCGUAUUUUCAAUCUUUCUACCGCUUUUUCACGGAAUCUCCACCCCGAGCGCUCAACAAAUUUUCGUGACAAUAUCGGCAACGGGAGUCAUGCUAUUCUCGCCGGCUGGAUCUAUUGAUUGGGGUCUUUUCCGUCUUCAGUAUAUCGCUGAGAUUUCCUAUUCCCUAUAUUUGGUUCACUAUCCCAUUCUCAAAGUUUCCGAAUAUCUGGUCGACUAUUAUAUCGUUGAAUCCCAGGUUAAAUGGAUCACCUUUCUGCUUACCAUUGUAAUGAGUGCUCUCGUCAAUCGUUUUCUGGAGAAACCGAUUCUUUCAGAUCACAAAACUCGCAUAUUUAUCAAAUCUUUGUUCUGCUUUGCUGGAUGUCUACUAUUGAGCUUAAAGUGGAGUUCAAUUGUUGAUCAAAGCUGGUCUGAAGAAUCGGUUAUUGCUGCAAAUGCACGUUACGCUGGUAAAUCAUAUUACCCACUUUAUGGCGGUAAAUUUGUGUCCGAUGCUUACAUGAGCCCACCAGUUCCACCAUUUGGCCAUUACGUCUAUUUAAAUAACACUGGAAAACUCAAAAUAGCAAUCUUCGGUAAUUCUUGGGCAACACAACAGGCUCAUAUGAUCCGAAAGUUCUUCCCACCCAAUCAAACCGCGUCUUUAAAUCUUUUUUCAAUGCCCAAAAGAACACCAUUCAUGUUGAAGUUUUUGAAAAGAACACGACCGGAUCUUGUCUUCAUACUUUUGCGAAAUGGAGACUACGGUGCCGUAACAAAAGAUGAUGGCCUCGUGGAGAUCUAUUGGGAAGGAAUUCGAAAUAUUAGCAAGUACGCGAAAGAGAUCUUUAUCGAGGGCCAUCAUCCAUUUGAUUGUGAGGGAAGUGAAAAAGAUUUCCUUUAUCAUUAUAUCGACAAUCUACAAAAAGAAGCCGAUUUGACAAAGAUGAAUCCAACAUUUAAUGAUAGUUUCUAUGAGGCACCAAUAAAUCAAAGAGUGAAGAUUAUCAUGGAAAGAUGUGCGAAAUGUCAUCUGCUCGAUGUGGCUGAAGCGUUUAUUGAUCAUUUCAAUCAACGGGUUCUCACAUAUGACCCAAAAACAAAGCUAGCUUUUCUUGACAAUCAGUGUCAUCUCACUCCGGCUGGACUUGAAAAAAUUGAGAACCCAAUCCGAGAAGCAAUCAAGAAAGCUCUAGGAAAGAACUUUCAA